CAUAAUCCCUCUGUGAGAUUUCUUUGCAGUAUUUUUUCGGGACCUGUGGGUUUCUGUCCCUCUCGGUCCUCUGUGAGCACCACCUUGGCUGGAUUCAGAACCAGGUGCUCGACUUGCAGUGUUACUUCACUCAGCGAUACUUCACGAGCCAUUAUGAUAACCAUGGUUCCAGCUUCAUGCUUCCUGGAUCAAGUGGCGAGGGAGCCUUCUUGAUCAUCAGACCCCCGGCACAGCACUGCCUCAACAAAGCUAUGCGAACAGGGAAUGUCCUGCAUCAUUAAGCUGCCAGCACAAAACAUACCUAAUGAGAUAAUGUGGACCCAUCUCUCCAGUGGUGACUUGAUAAGCAAGAAAAAUGGAAGGAUCAAGGUGAAUUCUCUAAAUGGAACAAUAGAAGAAAAUGGAUCAUUAACAUUAAAAAGUGUUACUCUGAACAGCACCGGCAAAUAUCAAUACACUGUUUAUGCUAGUGACGGUACAGAGACUAGUGGCCAAGUGGAAAUUAAAGUUUAUGAAAAGCUCCCCAAACCUACUGUGAGGCUUGUCUGCAAUGCUAAUGGAAGUGCAUACCUAAUAUGUGAAAUUCCAUACAGUGAGGAUCUGACUAUAUCCUGGUAUAAUGAAAAACAAAUCAUCAAUGGUGCAAGUGAAAAGCAACUGUUCUUGACACCUGCUCAAAUGCAGGAGAGUAAACUGUACUCAUGCCAUGCAAAAAAUCCUAUCAGGGAAGAACAAAGUGAGAGUAUUACAUCAUUAUGUGCUCGUAAACUCUUUGGAUUAGAUUUUUGGAUCACGGUGAGCAUUUUAUCAGGUGGAGGAGCCCUUCUGCUGCUGCUAUCAUUUGUUCUAGUCAUCUGUGUGUGGCGACGCUUUAUCCAACAAAAGCACCAACGAGAUGAAGAUGAGCUCAGGCUGAGGGUUUUUCAAGAUGAAACUCCUAACGGUACAACCAGAUCCAAACACACUGCUAGGGGGCAACCGGCACCCCCCAUCCCGCAAGAAGACACAUCUCCACAACCCCCAACACAAACCCAGACUCAACACAAAACCCAGAUCCGCGCGAGACCUCCACCACCACCUAAGGACGAUGAGGAAUAUCCUCCUCCCUUACCUAACCCUAGAAAUAAACAACACCGCAAGAGAAAUGAAGAGCCGUAGUGACCAAUGGAAGGAGAUGCUUGUAUGCUCACUGAAAGACAAUAACUUUGGGGCUAAACUGAAUGAAUUUCAUAAGCCAUACUGUGAGUGUCAAAUAGCAUGGUAAAAAUUUUAUUUGGUCAUGUACUCACAAUCAUAUUCUUCCAAAACUUGCAUUAUUUUCAUUAUUGUUGUCAAACACCGAAGGACAACUUAGGCAAAAUUUAAAGCGGUUCUUGUUCAUUCAAGGAAAGUAGAUGGAGGUUUAUACUCACAAGCUCUAUAAACAAUAGUCCUUAUGACUUGUGCGCCAUAUAUUUUUUUAUUUGUUUGAAAACAACAACAUUUACAUAAUGACCUAGUACAUCUACACUAACCUCCAAUAAUUAUUUAUAUUUUAGAGUUGUCCCGUGAAACGGUAUACUUUCAUAAUUCCUCCAUGCGUGCUUACGUCAUAUUUGUAAAUAAAGGGAAGACAAAGUCAAGAUAUUAUUAUAUUAAGUGGGUGUAGCUUGAAGCCACAACAACUGAACAUCGAUUUAAAAAGAUUUUGCAAGCAAAAAGGGAUCAGUAAUAAAACACAAAUCAACAUAUGCAUAGAAUCACAUCUGCUGUGCAAUUAUUAGGAUCACAUGACAUUUUAAAUACAGUUGAAUAAUGGAACAGCUCAUAAUACACGGUGAGAUUACAUAUUCCUUUUUGUUCCUGUGUGUUUUUCUAUGAGAAAAUAAUAGUGCAAAAAAGACAUUUGUAUAUGAUUGUUUGUGCACCUAUCAAUCUUUAUUGUUCAAAAUAUAAUAUAAAUUAUGAAAUUUAAAAUAUAUAUUUUAUAUAAAAUAUAUAAGUUUGCAUUUUAUACUUGUACAUUAAUUUCCCAUUAAUAUGUAUUCUCAGGAUAUAUUUAAACUAUUUUGACCCAUUUUGACAAUACCCUUACAUGUUGCAAUUGCAAAUCAUGCUUCAGUAAUGCAAAACAUUUUCAUUUCUUGUGCUCUGUGGUGACUUUUUUGCACUUAAAAUAAACACAACUAACAAGCAUAUGUGAAGGCCUCAG
Messenger RNA from Carassius gibelio (silver crucian carp), 2191 nucleotides. Its product is annotated as hepatocyte cell adhesion molecule. The record is from RefSeq and is a predicted model, not a curated record. The transcript is spliced from 5 exons. Bases 265 to 1158 code for a protein of 297 amino acids. NCBI's taxonomy places the organism in Eukaryota, Metazoa, Chordata, Actinopteri, Cypriniformes, Cyprinidae.